AUGAUUGACGAAAAACCUAUUUAUGUUGGCCACCUACGUGCCGAAAUCUUACUUAUAGAUUAUUUAUUAAAAAAUAACAUCAAUCAGGCAGAUCAUUUGAAUCUAGUUGAAAUAAGUAUUUCGAAAAUACCUUGUUUACUAUGUUCAUCUUACAUUGAUGCAUUAAAUAAAAAAUAUCAUCGUUAUUUUUAUUCAUCUGAUGCAACCCAUGGCAAAGCUUAUACUAAGUGGAUAUACAGAGAUAAUGAAGAUCCAUCAAUCAUAAAUCUCAUUAAUGACAAAUUAAUUGAGCAAAUUCAACAUUUAAUUAAAAAAUGA
Messenger RNA from Rotaria socialis, 318 nucleotides. The record is from the annotation of a GenBank genome assembly. Lineage: Eukaryota; Metazoa; Rotifera; Eurotatoria; Philodinida; Philodinidae.